AUGACCUUCGCACCCUCCAACAUGACCCUCGAGAUGUGGGACACAGCAUUCUGGGGCCCUGUCACAGCAACUCUGGACUGGUGCGAGGCGAAUUACAAGUUCAGUCGGUAUAUUGCGGAGGCUGCAAAUACCUUCUCCAACCUUGUUACCCUCGCCUAUGCCUGGUACGGCGUUUAUCUAGUGCAAAAGGCGCAUUUACCGCCGCGGUGCCUCAUCGGCUGGGCGGGUUUUGCACUCGUCGGUCUUGGAAGCUUCAUCUUCCACGCGACGUUGCUCUACGAGGCGCAAUUGGCCGACGAACUGCCCAUGAUUUAUGUCGCGUCGUACUGCUGUGCGAUCCUUUUCGACUCAAAGCCCGGAUAUGGUGUGAGGAACCUAAGAACCUCCAUGCUCUUUGUCUCGCUGCUCGUCUUCAAUGUUUUGUUCACCUGGGCAUACGCAGUUUAUAGGAACCCCGUGUUUCACCAGGUCGUGUUCGCGUCUAUCAUGUUCAUGAGCCUCUUUAGAGCGACGUACCUCUUGAGAAGCGCACCCUACGCGCAGCCCAUAUCCACGCAUGACAAGCGGACUGUCUCCCGCUUGUUUGGGACGGGCGCAGCGACGUUUCUGUUUGGGUUCCUGAUUUGGAACCUUGAUAACGUUUACUGCUUGAGGCUUACGAGCUGGAAAGAGUUCAUGGGUUGGCCCGGUGCCUUCAUACUCGAGGGUCACGCUUGGUGGCAUAUACUCACUGCUACGGGGACGUAUCUCAUGCUUAUUGGACAUACUUGUACCACUCUCGGCAUCAAAGACAACUUUGCCAACUACAAAAUCACGAGCACAUACGGCAUUCCCGCCAUCGAGCGUGUGGACAACUCUCGUAGCAAACCGAGCAAGUCCGAGUCGCAGUAA
Messenger RNA from Phanerochaete carnosa HHB-10118-sp, 891 nucleotides. RefSeq lists its product as uncharacterized. Gene Ontology annotation, biological process: ceramide catabolic process; ceramide biosynthetic process. Bases 1 to 891 code for a protein of 296 amino acids. The record is from RefSeq and is a predicted model, not a curated record. Gene Ontology annotation, cellular component: endoplasmic reticulum membrane. NCBI's taxonomy places the organism in Eukaryota, Fungi, Basidiomycota, Agaricomycetes, Polyporales, Phanerochaetaceae. The transcript has 6 exons.